CCAUCAACAAGACCCUCGUACUGCAGCACCUCGAACAGCACGCGCGUAUCGGAGCUUCGAAGGCUCGGCUAGAACAUUUCGAUGCGACGCUAAAGUCGAUAUCUCCGGAAGAGUCGAAGGAACUGUUGAAGAGUGCACAUGCCCGGAUUAGCGAGAUUAUUAUAUUUUUUAUUGUGUGGUGUAAGGAUGAUGAGAAGUACAUGACUACGUUCGACCAAGCAGAAGCCCCCGAAGGCUCGGAGCUGUAUCGCGCCCGAGCGGCGGUAUCCACCAUGCUCAACUGCAUAGCCCACGAUAUCUCGAAGAUACCCAAGACGGAUCCUUCGCGCGCUGAGAACGCGAUUCUUGAUAUGCAGAUCGACGAUAUUGCCGAGGUGGCGGAGAAGUACCUCCAAGGUGUAGAUGGGAAGCCACCGGCCAAUUGGAGUGCGUUUUGGGAGGAGAUUUAUAUUUUGAUGCAUUCGUUGGGAUCUGAGCUGGAGAAGGGCGGGUAUGGCGAGGAGUAGAAAAGGUUUUCUAGCUCGGGUUUUCACAUGCGAAUCUUACUUUCACACUCCAUAAUUGUUCGCACGGCCGUAGAAAACUUACAACACCUCGGUUGAGAAGUGCUCGCUUCACGUCUGUCACUAAAGGCCCUCUAGACGGCUAGAGCCACAGACGGCUAGAGUCACAGACGGCUCCUACUUAUCCUGAUUAUGCGCG
This is a messenger RNA of Stereum hirsutum FP-91666 SS1, 702 nucleotides long. RefSeq lists its product as uncharacterized. The record is from RefSeq and is a predicted model, not a curated record. The transcript has 4 exons. NCBI's taxonomy places the organism in Eukaryota, Fungi, Basidiomycota, Agaricomycetes, Russulales, Stereaceae. The coding region runs from base 201 to 506 and encodes 101 amino acids.